AUGUGUAUGAAAACAACUUUUCUUCAAGAAAAAGGAAAAAAUAUAUUAAAGAUGCAGGAAAAAUAUAAAAAGAAUAAUAAAGAAGUUAAUGAAGAUAAAAAAAAUGUGUUUAAUAACGAAUUUAACAAAUCCAAUUCAGAAAAAAUAAAUCAUAAUUCAUAUGAGUAUUGUGACAUAUCCAAAAAAUAUGCAUAUCAUUAUACAGAUAUUAUCGAAACCUCUGAAAAAAAUAUAUUAUAUACCGAAAAAAGUAUAGAUAAUGAAAAGAACAAUUUAUCAACAUAUAGUGAAGAAUCUCUAAAUAGAUUAAAGCAUAAAGCAGUAAAUGAAUAUAGUUCAGAUCAAAAUGAUAUAUCAUAUAAUGAAAAAAAAAUUUCAUCGAAAAAAAAAGAGAUAAUAUUAAAAAAAAAUCAUUCAUCACCUUGCUCUUACAGGGAGAAGAUAAGUUAUAUAGCAUGCGUUGAAAAUAAAAGUGACAAUAAUGAAAAUUUUAAAAUUGUAAAUAAAGAAAAAAAUAACAAUAUAAAAAGCACAAAUAGUAUAAAUGAGGAAUUAUUCAAUAAAGAAAAUUCAAAUAAUAUAACUAUGAAAAGUGAAGACAUUGAAAAAAAAUUAUCAUUUAGUGAAUCAUUUAAUAAUAGCAAAGACAAUGAAAUGAAGGAAAGCAUAAAUAAAUAUGACAUUAAUAUAAAAAAUGAAAAAAAUAGACACAAUGGUGAAAAUAUAAAAAUUAAUGAAAAUACACAAAAUGAUAUAUAUAUAAAAAUGGAUAAAACAGAACAGAAUGAUACAUUAAUAAAAAAAAAUAAGAAUAUAAAAAAUAUGCCGAAUAAAAAAUAUGAAAGCACACAAAAUAAUAUAGUUAAAAAUUAUAGUAAAAUAGAAAGUAAAGAAAAUAUUAAAAAAGAUCAAAUAAUAGAAAAAGCAAAUAGCGCACGAAAUGAUUACUUGUAUAAUCUCAAUUUAAAAAAUAAAAAAAAAAAAAAAAACGAGGAUUAUUCAGGUAAUUCAAGUGAAAUUUAUGUUAAUAAUAAUUUAGAUGUUAAAAAUAAUUAUGAUAUUGAAAAAAACACUAAAAAUACACAAAAAGAAAAUAUUACUGAAUGUUUUAAAUCUUAUAAAAUAAAUAAUGAAUUAAAUACAUUAAAUUUAAGAGAAAAAAAUAGUGAAAUUAAAGAGAGUUCUGAAAAAUUUUCUAAGAAUGCAAUAAAACAAAAAAUAUAUAACAGUAAUAAGUUAAAAUAUAAUAAAAAAAAAUUGUUACAAAGUAAUAUAAUAAAUACUAAUGAUUUACAAAAAAAAUCAUCUGAAGAAAUAAUGAUACAAAAAAUUUUUAUAAAUGAAAGUGACACAAAUGAUAAAGUACAAAAAAAGAUACAUCGUAUAGAGCAUAAUAUGGAAGAAAAAGAGAAUGAAACAGCAAAUAAUGAUAUGAAAGUGAAAAGAAAAAUUAUAUCAGAAAAAGAAAAUGAAAAACUAGAUUUUGAAAUAGAAUUGUCUUCGGUUGAUUCUUCAAUUUUAACGAAUGAUUUUACAAAAGAAGAAAGAGAAAAAAAUGUAAAAAAUCUCAUCCAUGAAAAUAAAUAUAGGAUUGAUGAAAACCAUGGUAUAAUUAUAAGCAAAAGUGAAAAAGAUGAUAUUGAAAAAUUUAAUUUUAUUUGUAAUUUUUCAAAUGAAAAUGAUAGUAACACACAAAAAAGAGAAUUAAAUAAAAGUGUAGUUCUUAUCAAUGAAGAAUUAAAGAAUGAUGACUCCAUAAAAAGUAAAGAAUUAAAAAAAGUCAAUUCUAAUUAUUCAAAAGAGUUAAUAGAUAUAAAAAUAUAUGAUGAUUCAGAAAUAGAUGAAAUAAAAAACAAUGAUUUGGAAUUAUUUUGGAAUAAUAAAGAAGUAUCAACUAUUUUAAAAGAGUCGCAGUAUGAUUCUCAUAAAAAUUCAGAUGAAGGUAAUGAAGAAACAGUAAUAUGGAAUAGUGAGAAUUAUAAUACUAUAGAAAUUUCAAACAAUAAAUUUUCAUCUUACAAAAAAAAAAAAAAAACACAAGUAAAAAGAUGUAAAAGUGAUUCAACCAAUUAUAAAAGAAAGAAUGAUAUUACUUUCGAAAGAAAAAAUACUAUUAAUGAUAUUAUAGAAAGAGGCAAUUUGAAAAAAAGUGAAAACAAUAACAGAAAUAUAUAUAUUCCCAAUGUAAAUAAUAAUAAAAAUUGUGUAAAUAAAGAGAAAAAAGAAGAUAUUAACAUAGAAAGUAAAUUGGAUGUUAUUAAAUCUAAAUUAGCGCUUAAUAAUAAUAUAGAUAUAGAUAGUGUAAAUUUUGAAAGCUUUGACAUAUAUCAAAUAGAUUUUGAAAAACUAGGCUUAAAUGUAGACAAUUUAGACAAGGAAGAAAAAUACAUUUUAUUGCUUUACAUAUCAGAAAAAAAAUUAGAAUUUGUGUGGAAUGAAAGAGAAGCAUUCAAAAGAGCACAUUCUAAUAUAAAAAAUUUUCAGGCAAAUCAAAAUAAAAUAAGAGAAAUGAAAAAUGCUUAUUCAAAAAAUAGCUUGUUUAAUGAAAAUAAGGAAAAUGAUAAUUUUAAUAAUAAAAAAGGUGAUAAAAACAAUAACAGGCCAACAGAUACACAAUAUUUUAAAAUUAAUAGUGUUUUUAAUAAAAAAGAAUUUGGAAAUGAAAAAAAUAAAAAAAUUUAUGAAUUAUUAUCAGAAAAUACAAAUGAAAAUGAAUUUAUAAAAUUUAGUACUUCUCAGUCAUCGGAUAUAUCAAUGUAUAAAUCAACAAAUAAGCAAAAAAAUUAUCAUGCUUCAAGAACAAAUCAUUUGUUAAACGAAAAUAGUUCGUCUGAAAUAAGGAAUAAUGACAAUUUACCAAAGUAUGGAUUUUUUUUUGAGUUUUAUAGUAAAUUAUUAAAAAAAUAUAAAGUAUUAAAUAAGACAGAUAAUGCUUCUAACGUAAAGGUUCUCCUAGAGAAAUUUUUGAAAUGUUGUAUAUAUUUAUUUUUUCAAGAUGAAUAUAUUGACAAUUUUCUAAAAUAUUAUGAAGAUAUUAAAAAAGCAGAAACUAAAGAGGAAAUUAUAUUUAAAAAUUUUCUUUGUGCUGAAUAUAUGUGCAAUAAAUUCCAGGAUAUAUAUAAUACUGAAGAAAGAACAAAUAAUGAGGAAAUCAUGCUUUUAUCUUCAUAUUAUUCUGAAAUGAGAGAAAUAGUAAGUAAAUUUAUAUUAAAUGAUAAUUUAGUAAGUAAAAUAAGGCAAAUACAAAUUAUAAAUAAAAUAUUAAAAGAUGAAGUUAGAACAUAUGCUAUUAAAGUCGCGAAUCAUGAUAUAUACUUUGAUGUAGAACCCCAUUUUAUAGAAGAAUCUGAAAAAGUCAUAGUUGGUAAGGAUAUAGGAUUUUUUAAUAUUUCUAUAUUAGAUAAAAAUUAUAAAUAUAAUUAUUAUGUAUAUGAAAAAGAAACAAAAUUAGAACACAAAAAUUCUUUUUGGAGAUAUUUCUAUGGAUACUUUAAUGACCUAUUUUAUUGGUAUCAAGAUAAAAAUGAAAAUGGUUUUCCUGAACAUGAAAAAGGAGAAUCAGGAAAUAAGGAUAUAAGCUCAUCGAAAAGGUUUUCUAGAAAUUUUAUGAAACUUAAUGGGAGCAAAGAAGAAAAUAAUGAUUCUUCAGAACAUAAUAUGGAAAACAAAAAUUUUUUAAAAAAGGAUGAAGAAAACAAAAGUACUUUAAAAAUGGAGAAGAAAGAGAAUAACUCUUUAAAUAAUGAGGAAAGCAAAGAAAAUUUAAAAAAGGAAGAAAGAGAGGAUAACCUUUUAAAUAAUAAUGAAUCAAACAAAGGCAAUUUAAAGAAGUAUGAAAAAAAGGAUAAUACUUUAAAUAAUGAUGAUGAAAACAGAGAUACUUUAAAAAAUGAAGAAAAAAAAGAUAACUAUAUAAAUAAUGACGAAAAAAAUAAAGAAUCUUCAAUAAAUGAAAUGAAAGAAAUUAAUCUUUUAAAAAUAGAAGAAAACAGUGAAAACAUACAUUUAGAGUCUAAAGGUGAAUCAAUUAAUUUAAUAGAAAAUAAAAAAAUUUUAAGUAAUAUAAGCAAAGACAAAACAAUAUUAAGUAAUUCUACUAAAAUAGAAGAUUGCUUAAUGGAAAGUAAUCUUUCAAGCAUUGAUAAUUUCAUUUCAGAAAAUUCCAGUGAUAUAAAAUUAGAUGAUAUUUGUUAUUCAGAUAACAAAAAUAUGAAUAAUUUUCUCCAUAAGGAAGUAAAAUGUAAUGAAGAUAAUAACAAUACAUUUAAUAAAAAUUAUAUAGAUACUUCAAAAAACAAUUCAUCUAUCAAGAAUGAUGAUAAUAAAAAAUUUCUUAACAAUUUUGAUUGUAAAAAUAAAAAUAGUUUAAACGGCAAUCAUAACAUUACAGAAAAAAAAAAUAUAAAACAUAAAAAUAUGUUAGCUCACCUAGUUGCAUUUCAAUAUAGAGGAUCCUUGCCAAAAGAUGAAAUAAAUGACUUUAAUAAAAUAAAUAAAAAUAAAAAUAUAAUAGGGAGUUAUUUUUCGUCUUAUCUUAAUGACAGUUUAGUUGCUAUUCAUAUUAAAAAUGAAAGUAUUCAGAAUUUUUUAAAUACGCAUUUUAUAAUAGAGAGGUGUCGAAAAUAUAAUAAGGAUAUAAAAAAGUCUUAUGUACAUAUUUUGAAUUCAAAUACAAAGCAGUAUUUGGCAGUAAAUCUAGAAAAUAAAAAAAUUAUGUUUACCAAUAAUUAUAAUGAUAUUUCUUAUAUAGAUGAAUUUGAUGUAGAAAACAAGAUAUCUACAUAUUUUGAAUUACAAUCUAUAUCAGAUAUGAUGAAAAACAUUUUAAUUGAAGAUAUUAUACAAAGCGUUGCUAAUAUUAUGUUAAAUUAA
Messenger RNA from Plasmodium relictum, 4872 nucleotides. RefSeq names its product conserved Plasmodium protein, unknown function. The transcript has a single exon. Lineage: Eukaryota; Apicomplexa; Aconoidasida; Haemosporida; Plasmodiidae. The coding region runs from base 1 to 4872 and encodes 1623 amino acids. The record is from RefSeq and is a predicted model, not a curated record.